Lodderomyces orthopsilosis Co 90-125 is the source of this 2331-nucleotide messenger RNA. RefSeq lists its product as uncharacterized. Lineage: Eukaryota; Fungi; Ascomycota; Pichiomycetes; Serinales; Debaryomycetaceae. Gene Ontology annotation, biological process: regulation of DNA-templated transcription. The record is from RefSeq and is a predicted model, not a curated record. Gene Ontology annotation, cellular component: Ino80 complex; cytoplasm. The transcript has a single exon. Bases 1 to 2331 code for a protein of 776 amino acids.
AUGCCUUCAAAAUCAAAGUCAGAGGAUGAGACGUACCCACCUCAGGAAGUUCAUUACUUGAAAGAUAUCGUUAUAGGGUCCAAUGAACCUGAGCCCUUUUACACUAAAUAUCAAACAGGAGUACCCAUUGCCAUAGAUCUAGGAACGUCUACUUGGAGAAUAGGACUUACAAAUAAUACGGAACCAAAUAAUAUAUUUCCAGCAGUUAUAUCGAGGCACAGGGAUCGAAAGCUUUCGAAAACAUUAACUAUCAUUGGAAAUGACGUCUUAAGUGACUCGGCGUUGAAGUCAACGACAAAGACCCCUUAUGAUGGACCUUUAAUUACAAAUUGGGACUAUAUUGAAUUUAUGCUUGACUACUCCUUUGAACAUUUGUCUGUACAAAGUACUAAUGGGAAGGUGAACAACCCCAUAAUCAUGACAGAGCCACUAACCUGUCCGUAUAACCAACGAAAGACUAUGUAUGAACUCCUAUUUGAAGCUUAUCAAGUUCCAAAGGUUUCCUUUGGACUUGAUUCGUUAUUUUCCUAUUAUGCAAAUUCAGAUGGAAGGUCUACUGGGUUGGUAAUUGGAACAGGAAAUGAACUGACGUCGAUAAUUCCGGUGAUAGAUGGUAAAGGGUUGAUAUCUCAAGCAAAGAGAAUCGACUGGGGUGGAGAUCAAUCACAGCUGUAUUUGUCCAAACUCUUGAGCUUGAAGUAUCCAUAUUUUCCCAACAAAUUGAAUGCCAAACACACUACAAAUUUGUUUAAAGAUUUUUGCUACGUCUCGGAAGAUUACCUGGAGGAACUAAAGCAUAUUCUAGAUAUGGAUAUUUUAGAGAAGAAAGAUGUCGUAGUUCAAGCACCAGUCGAGAUAUCUGUCAAUAAUGAAAAUAAGAAGAGUGAGGAAGAGUUAGCAAGACAAGCAGAAAAACGAAAAGAGCAAGGGAAACGUUUACAGAAGCAAGCUCAACAAAAAAGAAUAGAAAAGCUUGCUCAGAAACAGGAAGAGUGGGAUUAUUACUCGAAAUUGAAGGAGGACAAUGCUGAUUUACCUGCGUUUGAGUUUGAAAAUUUAAUUGUGCGUGACGGGUUUGACGAUCUUGAUGACUUUAAAAAGUAUAUGGCUUCUUUGGAACGGUCAUUAAAGAGGGCGGCUCAUGCUGACGAUGAUGGUGGAGAUGAAGAUGAUGAAACUGCGGACCCAGCCAAGGCAUGGCCAUUGGUUGACAUUCCUGAUGAUCAAUUGACCCAAGAUCAAAUAAAGGAAAAGAGAAAGCAAAAACUACUCAAGGCCAAUGCGGAAGCACGUGAACGUAAUAGAGAAUUAAAAAGGCAAGAACAAGAGGAGCAAUUGCUUCGGAAGGAGGAAGAACGGAAAUGGAGGGAACGCGAUUUAGAUGAUUGGUGUACCACCAAAAAAGUUGAAUUGGCAGAGCUUAUUAGCAAAGUCAAAGAUAGACAAAAAUUACUUGAAUCCAUGAAGGAUAGGAAAUCUGCUGCGGCCCAACAACGUAUGAAGAAUAUUGCCGAUUUAGCAAAUGAUGAGACAGGAUCCACCUCAGCAGCUUCCAGGAAGAGACGUCGUAAUGCUAAUGCAACAAUUGACAACGAUCCUAACGAUACCUUUGGAACAAACGAUGAUGAUUGGAAUGCAUAUAGGGAAAUUUCGAAUCAAACUGUGGAGGAAGAGUUGGAGGAAUUGAACAAGGGGAUACUCGCCAUAGAAGAGCAACUUUUGAAACAUGACCCGAAUUUCCAUCAUGAGGAUACUUUUGCCGCUGCCAACACGUUUGAUUGGAAAAACCUGGUACUUCACAAGUUUGUACAUGGACCUAGACCAAACAUCACUAUCGAAAUGCAAGCUGAGGGUUUGUCUCCGGAAGAAAUUGUAAACCAUCCGGAAAUCAUAAGAAAGAAUCAUCAAAUUCAUCUAAAUGUCGAACGUAUUAGAGUCCCAGAAAUUUUGUUUCAACCAACACUUGGUGGUCUUGAUCAAGCAGGCAUCACUGAAAUAUCUAGCGAUUUGUUACGUAGACGCUUGGAUGGAAUUUUUCAACCCGGUGGUCAAUCGUAUAGCAUGGCUAGCGAUGUAUUCAUAACAGGAGGAAUGGCUUUGCUUCCUGGAUUUAGGAACAGGUUAAAGAGAGAUUUCACUGAAUUUUUGCCAACGGGAACUCCACUUCAUGUGCGCACUGCCAAGGAUCCUUUGUUGGAUGCAUGGCACGGUAUGCACAAAUGGGCUAAUUGUGAUGAUUCCAAAUAUGCGUAUGUCACCAAAGCUGAGUUUGAGGAGUACGGACCAGAGUACAUAAAGGAACAUGGUUUGGGAAAUGCAUGUAUUCUAUAG